Messenger RNA from Sinocyclocheilus anshuiensis, 1248 nucleotides. Its product is annotated as interferon-induced very large GTPase 1-like. Lineage: Eukaryota; Metazoa; Chordata; Actinopteri; Cypriniformes; Cyprinidae. The transcript has a single exon. The record is from RefSeq and is a predicted model, not a curated record. The annotation marks the transcript as partial. Gene Ontology annotation, molecular function: GTP binding.
AUGAAGCUCUUUAUUAAUGAAAUUUACUCAAAUGCUGUGACUAAAAAUAUAUAUUUUCUGAAAUGGCUUGAAAUAUACUUGGAUGAAUAUAUCUCUGCUGACUUGUCUGCUAUACAUAACAAAUAUGAUGAAAAGUGGUCAACGGUUGUAAGAUUGAAAGAGAAUUAUGAUCAAUCUGAGCAACUGACAACUGUACAAACUGAACUUGAGGGAAUAUCAGAGGAACUUCAAGAUGCAGCCUUUGGUUUGGAGCACAUCAUGAGGGAGAUCGGUCAGAUCUAUGAAUCAUGUUCAUCUGUGAGGAAAAUUAAGAAAGACCUGCAGGUUCACUUCUCUUCUCUCCCGAGUCUUGCAGCAGAGAUGAUGAUCUCUGGAUUUCCACUGGAGCUGAUGGAUGGAGAUGCUGCUCAUGUUCCUGUGAUCUGGAUCUCUGCUGUUCUAGAUCAACUCGUCCAGAAACUGGGAGACCAGAGAGUCUUUGUGCUGUCAGUUUUAGGGAUCCAGAGCUCUGGGAAAUCCACUAUGCUGAAUGCUAUGUUUGGACUGCAGUUUGCCGUCAGUGCCGGCAGGUGCACCAGAGGAGCUUUCAUGCAGCUGAUCAGAGUCUCAGACGAGAUGAAAACACAGAUGAACUUUGACUAUAUUCUGGUUGUUGAUACUGAGGGUCUUCGUGCUCUAGAACUGGCCGGAAGAUCAACAAGUCAUCAUGACAAUGAAUUGGCCACAUUUGUUGUAGGUCUUGCAAAUCUGACCUUGAUCAACAUCUUUGGAGAAAACCCAACUGAAAUGCAGGAGAUUCUUCAGAUUGUUGUUCAGGCCUUCAUGAGGAUGAAGAAGGUCAGACUGAAUCCCAGCUGUGUGUUUGUGCAUCAGAACGUUUCAGACAUCACAGCUGGAGAGAAAAGUAAGGAGGGAAGGAGACGACUGCAGAAGAAUCUGGAUGAGAUGACAAAACUCGCUGCUAAAGAGGAAGUUUAUGAUGCAGAAUAUUUCAGUGAUGUCAUUGCAUUUGAUGCUCGGAAUGAUGUGAAGUACUUUGCUCAUAUCUGGGAGGGCAGCCCACCCAUGGCACCAUCAAACCCAAAAUACUGUGAGAAUAUUCAAGAACUAAAGGAAACUAUUAUGUCUCAUGCAGCAAAAUCAGAUAAAAUGAUGUUGGCACAUUUAAAAUUUUCUGUUAAAGAUCUCUGGGAGGCUUUAUUGAAGGAGCGAUUUGUCUUCAGCUUCAGAAAUUCUCUGGAGAUUUCA